AUGGAAGUAUCAACCGUCGUAACAUUGAUUUUUCAAGCUGCUAAACAAAUAUACGAAGCAGUCCAGCAAGUUAAAGAUAAUAAGACUCAAUCUUCGCGUUUAUCUGAUCGUAUCAACGCCGUUAUUAAUCCACUCACGCCAUAUAUAGAAAAUCUCGAACAAAUUCAUUCGACAUUAAAGCCAACACUAAACAAUUUGUUAACUUGUAUUGAAGAGGCUAAAAGUUUUAUAUCUGGUUUUGCCGACAGUAACUGGUUUAUAAAAAUCUUUAACAAUGCAAAUCACAAAAAAGAAUUUGAAGAUUUGAAUCGUCGAUUGUUAGAAUGUUCAACUGAUUUGAAUCUUGGUCUAAAUGUGUCGCAAAUAUUCGAUCAUAAGCAGGAUGAACAAGAUCAAAAGGUUGACUUGUGUAGCAUAGAUGUAGAAGACAUUGCUAAGCGAAUGCUAAUUGCGCAACAGGAAGAAUUUCGAAAACAAUACACGCAAAUCGACGAACUUCUGCAAAUUCGAUUUUUGUCAUUUCGAGAACAGCUAAAGAAUGACAUAGAAAAAGCGAAAGACGAUAGUCUUGUUAAACAAAAAAGACCACUAGAAGAAAAAUUUCAACAUUUGAAAAUUUCGAUAAGCGAUCUUGUAUUUGAGGAUCGGGUCGGAUUUGGUAGCUUUGCCGACGUUUAUCGUGGCACCUGGAAAAGCCAAUCUAAAACUGUAGCUAUCAAACAUAUCCGUAUUAAUCAUUUACACUACAAUGUUGAGCAAAGCUUCCUUGACGAACUCUCAUUAAUGUAUCGUUUACGUGAUGAAAACAUUAUUAAUGUCUUGGGUGCAUGUAUGGAACCGAACUAUUAUGCAAUCGUUAUUGAGUAUAUGCCACUAGGUUCUGUCUUCAGCGUAAAAUUAAACACGCCGUUCGCUUGGCCUGAUCGGUGGUCCAUCGCUCUACAAAUGGCAAAAGGAAUAAACUAUUUACAUGUAUUAAACCCGCCUAUUCUACAUCGAGAUAUUAAAUCAGUGAACUUUCUAUUAACAAAACGUUUUGAUGACUUAAUUGUAAAGGUUUGCGAUUUUGGUUUGUCGGAAAUCAAACAGGAAAGUGCACGACAAUCAAAAGUGACUGAUAAAACAACAGUUGGCUCAUUGCCAUGGAAAGCGCCAGAAUUGUUUACAAUGGGUGGUUCACACACGGUAAAAUCGGAUAUUUAUAGUCUCGGGAUUACAUUUUGGGAAUUAACAUCACGCGAUUUGCCGUAUCAGGAAUAUGCUGAUGAUGUAACGAUUUUAGCACAUGUGACGAAUGGAAAACGACUUGACAUUCCAUUGGACACUCCCGAUAGCUAUCGAUCAAUAAUUACAAUUUCAUGGGAUCAAAAUCCAGAAAAACGACCGCUGUGCUUAGAACUGAUAAAAUUAAUUGAUGAAGCAAAAACAACUGGCAGCAACACAAGGUAA
This is a messenger RNA of Rotaria sp. Silwood2, 1449 nucleotides long. The record is from the annotation of a GenBank genome assembly. Lineage: Eukaryota; Metazoa; Rotifera; Eurotatoria; Philodinida; Philodinidae.